AGAAUAAUCGGUUCGGGGAACUUUUAGCUGCACACAAGAGCUCCAACAGAUUGAAGUAUCUUGCAAGAGGAACGUGGUUUAUUGAUUACUCGGUUAUACUCUCUACUAAAUCUCAUCUAAUCUUUAAUCUUAUUUUCUUUUAUUUAUCACAAAUUAAUUGUUAUAUAUUCGUUUUAUAUUUAUUUAUUUAUUACAUCUUGCCUCAAUUUUUUUUACUCUAUAAAAGGAAUAAUUUUUUUGUCUGAUAUUUUUGGGUAUGUAGAUUAAUAAAUUUUAAGUAUUGAGAAUAAUCGGUUCGGGGAACUUUUAGCUGCAUACAAGAGCUCCAACAGAUUGAGGUAUCUUGCGAGAGGAACGUGAUUUAUUGAUUACUUGGUGCAGACGGGCCGUUAAUGCCAAAAUUCAGCGUGCUUCAAUCCACAAAUUCAUAGGCUACUCUAAUCAUUUUUUCUCUUAAUUUUAUAUUGUUAUCAUUUGAAUUUUAUUGUUUGUGAUUCAUAUUUACUGUUUUUUAUUUAAUUGAUUUGGUAUUUAAUUUUUUUUUUCUAUCAAUUUUCUCGUUUUAGACAUCCUUCAGACAUUUGACGUGGAUGUGAACCUUAAAGAACUGAACAAAUAUGAAUCGGACAAUCCGACAAUCCGACAUUAGGCAUGGCCACGUGAAAUUCUCCCAUAUCUACACAUUGCGCAAAGAAGAUACGGAUCCAAGAACGACCUUCUUCUGAAUUGAUAAAACGCAACCUCUUCAGCAUAGCGAUAGGAUUAGAAAAGGUAACAAUAUGGAGAGUGGGAAACGCUUUGUUUUUGUUCAUGGAGCUUGGUGCUGGUACAAGCUUGUGAACAUACUUAAACUUGUUGGUCACCAGGUCACUGCCUUGGACCUUGGUGCUUGUGGGGUUGAUAUGAAGCAGCUCGAUGAGAUUUCUUCUAUUUCGGAUCACGUGCACCCACAAAUGGAGUUCAUGGAUUCACUUCCUCGGGAUAAGAAAGUGGUUUUGGUUGGUCCCAGCUAUGGUGGCCUCUGUAUUUCACUAGCCAUGGAGAACUUCCCUAAGAAAAUUUCCGUUGCAAUUUUUGUCUCAGCUUAUAUGCCACAUCUCUACUCUUCACCAGGAACUCUCAUACAACAAGUAUUCAGAAGGACUUCAACAGAGUCAUUGAUGGAUUGCCAUUUUACAUUUGCUAAUGGCCUGGAAAACCCUCCAACUUCAGCGAUCUUUGGUCGAGAAUACCUGAAGGCUAAGCUGUACAAGCACUGUAAACCAGAGGAUCUUGAACUGGCCAAGAAGUUGAUAAGACCAACAGGGUUAUUCGUUGAAGACUUUGCUAAUGAUUCUCUUCUGACGGAAAUGAAAUUCGGGUCUGUGAAUAGGGUUUUUGCAGUUUGCAAGGAAGAUGAAGUGAUGGAGGAAUUUCAAGAAUUCAUGAUCAGGAAAAGUCCACCUAAAGAAGUGAAGGUGAUUAAGGAAUGUGGACACACGGUCAUGCUUUCAAAGCCUAAAGAGCUUUGCCUAUGCAUAAAGGAAAUUGCUCACAAGUAUGGUAAAUAGCUGAGAAGUAUACCAUAUAUGCAAAGACAUGCAGCUGAGAGAGAAGCUAUUUAGAGAUAGAAGCUGUCUCAGAGAGCCUACAAAUCAUUAGGGAUCCACAGUAUAAUUUAUAGUAGGGUUUACAUGUCAUUUAUCAUGAGAGACUCUAAAAGUGACUAAUAGAAUUCAAACUCGAGAUGAGGUGCAUUAAAAGUGGAAUCAUGAGCUCAUCCUUCGGGGGGCUUAACAGUAUUAUCGUAUCUCUUUCUUUAGUGUAAUUUUAGUACUGCCCAAGUAAUCUAUUCUUCCCCUUUUUUUAA
Molecule: messenger RNA, 1849 nt
Organism: Hevea brasiliensis (rubber tree)
Lineage: Eukaryota; Viridiplantae; Streptophyta; Magnoliopsida; Malpighiales; Euphorbiaceae
Product: methylesterase 10-like
Exons: 3
Coding region: 780-1550 (256 amino acids)
Biological process (GO): jasmonic acid metabolic process; salicylic acid metabolic process
Molecular function (GO): methyl jasmonate esterase activity; methyl salicylate esterase activity; methyl indole-3-acetate esterase activity
Source: RefSeq, a predicted model, not a curated record